Microsporum canis CBS 113480 is the source of this 633-nucleotide messenger RNA. RefSeq lists its product as uncharacterized. Lineage: Eukaryota; Fungi; Ascomycota; Eurotiomycetes; Onygenales; Arthrodermataceae. Bases 1 to 633 code for a protein of 210 amino acids. The record is from RefSeq and is a predicted model, not a curated record. The transcript has 5 exons.
AUGAAACGUGCUCUGAUACAGAUAUAUGUGAUGCAAUGCGAUGCAAUGUAUCUGCUAAGUGCUGAAUCAUAUGCCAGUGUACGGAUCUGCCAUAGGGGAUCUCCCACAUCAUAUAUCGUACAUGCUGUGGCCAAUGCGCUGCUUCUCCCGAUUCAUAUAGCCGUUUCAUCGCGGUGGGUAAUCAUUAAGGCCUGUGGAGGAGAGAUGGUAUGCAUAGUUUCAUAUGCAACAUCUCGUCAUCUCCGGGAGAAAACGGCAGCCGGCACAGAGGGCACCAGGAAAUCCCUGAACAUGGUUGUGAAGGCGGAAAUUUCCUCAAAGGGAGCCACUUGGCAGCCAUUAAGGUGUGAUAUCAUAUCUGGAUUCUCUGUCAAGCAAAGUGUACCCGAUUGGGAAUGGAAACUACCUGGACUGGAUAUACCAUCCACGUAUCGUAUGAACAUUAACCAGUAUCUCAUAACCAACAGAAUAAAUUACUUUUUGGGUAUUUAUUUCGUUCUUUUUUUCGAUGUGAAGGCCCGGAUCAUUCAACCAUUCAUCUUCUACAGCUUUCCGUGCCUAGGAGAUGUGGUUGUGGAGGGGGGAGGUUGGCAGUUAACCUCUCCGGCGUACCAAGUAGUGCGAAUAUGCUGA